CUAUAUCUCUCACCGCUCAAUCUUCGCUCUUUCUCUCUCUAUUUCUCUCUGUUCAAAACCAUUGAACAGAAUCAAAUUCUGUCGAAUAAUCAGUGGUGAUAAGUUCCCUGAAGCCCAAAUAUCCAACAAAUUCACGGAUGCAAUUGCUUCAACUGCCUUAACUUGCAUUCCUGAAUUUUCUUCAAGAUCUGCAUUUCGCAUUCUAGAGUUUUAAGCACCAAUUCUGUGAUCCUGAUUCAUAAUUAGCAGCCGCCGCGAUGACCAUAGCCAAUGGUGAGGUUCACAUUGUAAGCACAAAAGGGGGCAUAACAAGUGACAAACCCUUCAAGAUCUUUGUGGGUUAUGAUCCUCGUGAAGCUAUUGCAUACGAGGUCUGUCGCCAUUCCAUCAUCAAGCGAUCUUCAAUCCCAGUUGAAAUCAAUCCCAUCAUUCAAUCAGAACUUAGGAACAAAAAUCUAUAUUGGCGUGAGAGAGGCCAAUUGGAAAGCACAGAAUUCUCAUUUAGCCGUUUCUUGACUCCAUACUUGGCCAACUAUGAGGGUUGGGCGAUGUUUAUUGAUUGUGAUUUUCUUUACUUGGCUGACAUUAGUGAAUUGAGUGAUUUGAUUGAUGACAAGUAUGCUAUUAUGUGUGUGCAACAUGACUACACCCCAAAAGAGACCACAAAAAUGGAUGGGGCUGUGCAAACUGUGUAUCCAAGGAAGAAUUGGUCUUCUAUGGUGUUGUACAAUUGUGGCCAUCCAAAGAACAAGGUGCUGACCCCUGAGGUUGUGAAUACGCAAACGGGUGCUUUUCUUCAUAGGUUUCAGUGGCUUGAGGAUGAAGAAAUUGGGUCAAUCCCAUUUUUGUGGAAUUUUCUUGAAGGCCAUAACAGGGUUGUGAAGGGUGAUGCCACGACAUUUCCUAAAGCAAUACAUUAUACUCGUGGAGGACCGUGGUUUGAUGCAUGGAAAGAUUGUGAGUUUGCUGACUUGUGGUUGAAGGAGAUGGAAGAGUGCAUAAAUGAGAAGAAGAAGAAGGUUGCUGAAAAUUAGACUUGAAUCAGGCAUCAGCUAGUAGCGUGUUACUCUUAAAUUCAUAGUUUUACUAGUAAGCUUUGCUUAUGUUCUAUUCAUCUAGCUUAGUGUUGAAUUUGUUAUUUGUAUCCUUGUAUGAUGCUUCUCUGGAGGGCUAGCUAUGUAUUUGCUUGUCAUGUCACCACAUGUGCAUUUCUGGCGUAUGAAUGUAUUGAAAAUAUUCAUAAUUUUUUAUUUCUUUAUCA
Manihot esculenta (cassava) is the source of this 1261-nucleotide messenger RNA. Its product is annotated as protein CDI. The record is from RefSeq and is a predicted model, not a curated record. Lineage: Eukaryota; Viridiplantae; Streptophyta; Magnoliopsida; Malpighiales; Euphorbiaceae. The transcript has 2 exons. The coding region runs from base 258 to 1034 and encodes 258 amino acids.